CAGUAUUAAUGAUAACAACGGGUCAGCGUGGUAAAGUUUCAGUCCAAGAAGACGUCACCCUGUGAAAGAAACUAAUAGCAUCACCAUAGCCAUUACUCUAGUUCCAAAGAACGGAGAUCCCCCUUUGAAAUUUAGCCAUGAAAAGCGACCCUAUUUAAAUCAUGCCACUCCUCACAAUUUUUCUCCAUCAUGUCCUCAACCUCGCCAUGGACACAAGCACCACCAUCUCAGACAAUAAAAGCCCUGUUAAAGGCUACAUCCUCCUCGCCGUUAAUGGCCUCUUUCUCACUCUUGGAGGAGGCUGUGCCCCCCUUGUGUCGCGCAUCUACUUCUUACAUGGUGGACAACGCAAGUGGUUCACUGCCUGGAUCCAAACAGCCGCAUGGCCCCUCCUCCUGAUCCCUCUUUCUCUCCCUAAAUUUUUCAGCAAAAAGCUUCAAUCUCAACAGGAAAAAUCUCAUCUCACCUUCCCCUUGGCCCUCCAAAGCGCGGGAAUCGGCCUCCUUAUCGGCCUCGACGACUACAUGUACGCCUUCGGCCUCUCUUACCUCCCGGUUUCGACCUCGUCUCUCCUUCUCUGCACACAACUAGCAUUCACGGCUCUCUUUGCGUUCGUGCUGGUUCGCUACAGGUUCACCGCCUACUCGAUCAAUGCAGUGGUGUUGCUUACCUUGGGACCAGUGUUGUUAGGGCUCGGGGCUCGGGGCGACAGGCCGGAGGGCGUGAGCGGUGCGAAAUAUGCAUUAGGGUAUGUGAUGACUGUAGGAACGGCAGCAGUGUUUGGGCUGGUGGUGCCUUUGCUUGAGCUUGUUUACGGAAAGGCCAAGGUGGUGGUCACAUACACGUUGGUGCUGGAGAUGCAAGUGAUCAUGUAUGUCGUGGCCACCGCCUUUUGCACGGUUGGGAUGAUCGCCAAUAAGGACUUUCAGGCUAUUCCGAUAGAGGCCAGAGAGUUUGGAUUGGGAGAGUUUAAAUACUAUCUGACAGUGGUGGCAAGUGGUGUAAUGUGGCAGCUUUUCUUUAUAGGAAGUGCUGGUUUCAUCUUUUGCACUUCCUCCAUGUUUACUGGUGUUUUUGUAGCUCUGCAAAUCCCAUUGAGCGAGUUAUUGGUGGUCAUCUUCUUCCAUGAAAAGUUUACUGGUGAGAAAGGUAUGGCUCUUGUUUUAUCAAUGUGGGGUUUUGUCUCUUACUUUUAUGGGGAGCACCUCAAUGCAAGGAAGAAGAAGGGGCCUGAUAUGGAUACAGCGAUAAACCAAUUGUAAUAUCUAUUUUAUAUAUUAUCAGUUUAUUGAAGGGAUAUUCAUGCUUGGUGAAAUCCAGUAGUCCAGCUGGUUGGAGGUCUUUUUCUCUUAAAUUCUACUAGUAAAUGAA
Amborella trichopoda is the source of this 1371-nucleotide messenger RNA. Lineage: Eukaryota; Viridiplantae; Streptophyta; Magnoliopsida; Amborellales; Amborellaceae. The record is from RefSeq and is a predicted model, not a curated record.